Messenger RNA from Ostertagia ostertagi, 708 nucleotides. Lineage: Eukaryota; Metazoa; Nematoda; Chromadorea; Rhabditida; Trichostrongylidae. The record is from the annotation of a GenBank genome assembly.
AUGUUAGGGCAACAGUGCCAGUGCGGCCCUCCACCAGCAUAUUGUGAACGAGGGCUCCCUGGUCCACCAGGAGAGCCUGGAGAACCAGGGCCUGAUGGCGAAGCUGGCUUGGAUGGACAACCUGGAAUUGCCGGGAUCAAAUUUAUGACCGAUGUGUUCCCUAUGAUGAAAGACUGUGUAAAGUGCCCACAGGGGACGGUUGGACCUCGAGGGCCAGAGGGACCUGCCGGUCCUUCAGGAUCUGUUGGGUUGCCUGGUAGAGAUGGAAAAUUUGGUGCGCCUGGUGCCGCUGGACCGUCAGGGCCACCUGGAGAUGUCGGAGAACGUGGAUCACCAGGUGCACCUGGGGCAGAUGGUCAAGCUGGUGCUCCUGGAUUUAUGAAUUUGUCUGGACCGCGUGGACCGGCUGGUUCACCUGGAGCGUCGGGUGCUGCUGGGCUUCCAGGAGCUCCUGGAAUCGAUGCGGGGCCUGGAGUCGCUGGACCUGCAGGAGAAAUUGGUCCGACUGGAAAGCCCGGAGCUGAUGGGUCACCUGGCGUUUCGGGUGCUCUAGGAAAGGAUGGUUCUCCAGGAUCAGAUGCUACUUACUGUCGUUGUCCUUCUGACAUAAGCGCUGCAGAAGGAACUGCGACAUUUGUAAGCGUGACUCCGGUUGGUGGAGGAGCUCAACUCGGAUAUGCCACGAUCAAGACAAUGAGCAAAACUUGA